AUGUUAAUUAUAUUUGUUUUAGUUUUAUUAUUAAAUAAUUUAAAUUUUAGUUUAUCAGCAUGUCCAAAUAGUUGCGGUAAUCCACCAUAUACCUUAUGUAAAAAUAAUGGUACUGUUAUAGAUGGUUUUGGAAAUAAAAUUGAUAUUGAUAAUAUCAAUAAUAGAGUUGUGUUUACUAUUAAAUAUAGUGAUGAAUUUGAACCCAGAAUCGUAUCAAUCCCUAUUGAUGGAGUCCAAAAUAAUAUAAAAUCACAAGGAACAUUAUUUGGCCAAUCCACAUAUCAAUUAAUAAGGGGAAUGUUUCAAUUUUUACCAAAAUCACAAAAUAUGGUUGUUAAUAGAGAAGUUAGAAUAGCUGGUUCUACAUCAAAUAUUUUUUACAAAAACAAUACCUUUGGAAAUGAAUUAACAUGGAACAAACCAGGUAAUUUUAUUUUUGAUGAAGACAAUAAUAUUCAAUAUACUUGUUGGCCAUAUCAAAGUGCAAUUUAUAGAGGUUCUAUUGGGUUAUAUAAUAAUUUAGGUGAUCAAAUAUAUAUAGGUUCAUGUGGUGAAAUUAAAAACAAUGGUAAUACUUUAUAUAUUUUUGAUGGAUCAAAUACUUUUUAUGUUGGUAAGCUAAAUGAACCAAAAGGUUUAAAUCCAAUUAAAAACUUACCAGUACUAUACAAUGAUAGCAAAAUAAACAGUAUUAAAGAAUUUGAUGUCUCAACAACAGAUUUAUUUUACUCAAAUACUAUUGAUAAUAAAUUAUAUAGUGUAUCUCUUUCAAACCCAUUUGGCCCAAAGAAAACAAUACUUUCAAUUGAACCAAGUUCUUUCAAAUAUUACAACGGUUAUAUAUACUAUUCAUAUAAUUCUAAAAUAUAUAGAGUUUCAAUAAAUGGUGGUACUUCACAAAUACUCUAUGAAGGUUCAACAUCAAAUAACUAUUGUAUUUGUGCCCAAGGGUUCUCAGGUGAUUCAUGUAAUCAGUGUGAUUCAACAAAUAACCUUGUUAGUUGGAUUGCAAACGGUGUUCCAAGAUGUAUUCCACUUAAUCCAGAAACAGGAAAUCCUCUUACAUGUGACUAUGACUACCAAUGUAAAUCUGGUAAAUGCCAAACUAUACCAAUAAGUGAUGGAAAUCGUGGUUGCUAA
Dictyostelium purpureum is the source of this 1140-nucleotide messenger RNA. RefSeq lists its product as uncharacterized. The coding region runs from base 1 to 1140 and encodes 379 amino acids. The transcript has 2 exons. NCBI's taxonomy places the organism in Eukaryota, Evosea, Eumycetozoa, Dictyosteliales, Dictyosteliaceae. The record is from RefSeq and is a predicted model, not a curated record.